GAGUGGAGCCUAAACUCGGCCAGGACGCAGGUCUAACUUUAGACAAGUUUCUACCUUAAAGGCGCUUUGAGGGAUCAGCUCUCUGCGGAAUACAGUCUUCGUUUAUGGAGGAGCAAACUGUUUAGUGUUCAUCAAAUGGGAAUUACGUGCGCUCGUGAAACUUUGGCUCCCUUUUCUCCGCAGUGAUUGUCAGCUUGUCCGUUUAGCUCUCAACAUGCCGGAGCGAAUCAGUAUUUCGGACUUUGUGGUCCUGACAAACGAGGACUUGUCUUCGCCGGGGACUUCGAGUUUUCAGUCCAAAAUGAGCGACUGUCGGAACACAGUUUCAACCGUGGAUGAGUCUCUGGAGAUGGACCACUCAGCUCUACAGAGGAUGAAGAAGAUGAUCAAAGCUAUACACACCUCUGGACUCUCCCACGUUGACAACAAGGAGCAGUAUGUAGAGGUGCUGGAGAACCUGGGGAAUAGCCACCUGACCCAGGACAACAACGAAGUCUCCACAGGGUUCCUCAACCUGGCUGUGUUUACCAGAGAAGUCACAUCCCUCUUCAAAAAUCUGGUGCAAAACCUCAACAACAUCAUGGCAUUUCCUUUGGAAAAUGUGCUGAAGUCUGAACUCCGGGACAGCAGACUAGAGCUCAAGAAACAGAUGGAGAAGAGUUGGAAGGAGUAUGAUGUGAAAAUAGGGAAGCUAGAGAAGGAGAGGAAGGAGAAGACCAGGCAGCUGGGUCUGAUCAAGGCCGAGGGAUCAGACGGCGGGGAGGACAUGGAGAGAGAGAGACGGACCUUUCAGCUGCAAAUGUGUGAGUAUCUUUUGAAGAUCCAGGAGCUCAAGGUGCGUCAGGGCCCUGAUCUUCUCCAGAGCCUCAUCAAAUAUUUCCAGGCCCAGCUCAGUUUCUUUCAGGACGGACUGAAAGCUGCAGAGAAUCUCACUCCCUUUAUUGAAAAGCUUGCUGCUUCUGUCCACACGGUGCGCGUGGAUCAGGACGAGGAGGUGAAACAUCUCACUCAGUUGAGGGAUUCUCUAAGAUUACUUCUGCAAGUGGAGGGGAAAGAGGAGUAUCUGAACAGGAAGAACUCUGGCAAUGGGUAUAGCAUCCACCAACCACAGGGCAACAAGAAGUAUGGGACAGAGAAAUCUGGCUUCCUGCUCAAGAAGAGUGAUGGGAUCAGGAAGGUUUGGCAGAAGAGGAAGUGUGGAGUGAAAUUUGGCUGCCUGACAAUUUCCCACAGUACGAUCAAUCGACCGCCGGCCAAGUUGAACCUACUGACCUGUCAGGUGCGACCAAACCCAGAGGACAGGAGGACCUUUGACCUGGUCACUCAUAAUCGGACGUACCGUUUCCAGGCAGAAGACGAACAGGAAUGUACGAUUUGGGUGUCAGUGCUGCAGAACAGUAAGGAGGAGGCCCUGAACACAGCAUUGGUAGGCGACCAGCUCCACCUCCAGGACAGCGGGCUCCAGGAACUCUCCCGAGGCAUCAUCGCAGAGCUUCGACACAUGCCCGGCAACGAGGCCUGCACUGACUGUGGAGCACCAGAUCCAACGUGGCUGUCCACCAAUUUGGGCAUCCUGACCUGUAUAGAGUGCUCUGGCAUCCACAGAGAGCUCGGUGUCCACUACUCCAGGAUCCAGUCCCUCACCCUGGACCUACUGAGCACCUCUGAGCUUCUGUUGGCUGUCAGUAUUGGCAACACCAGAUUCAAUGACAUCAUGGAGGCGGGCCUUCCAAAUGACUCUGUUAAACCCUUACCACAAAGUGACAUGAAUGCCAGAAAGGAGUACAUUGUGGCGAAGUACGCUGAGCGUCGGUACGUCCUGCGUAGAGAAGAAGCAGACCCUGGCCGGCUGCAUGACGCUGUGAGGAGUCAUGACCUCACUUCUCUUCUCCAGCUCUACGCUGAGGGAGCCGACGUUUCCAAACCGCUCACCCUGCCCGAUGGACAGGGGAUCAAAGAGACCGCUCUUCAUCUUGCGGUGCGUCAGGAGGAAAGAAGCUCUCUGGCACUUGUGGAUUUCCUCUGCCAGAAUAGCAACUGCCUGGAGAAGCGAACAGCGGAAGGAAACACAGCUCUUCACUACAGCGUCCUGCAUCACAAACCCGAGUCUCUCAAGUUACUGCUCAAAGCAAAGGCCGCCCUACACACAGUGAACUCUGCAGGAGAAACGGCCCUUGAUAUUGCACGGAAGCUGCAGCAUGCACAGUGUGUCGAGCUGUUGGAGCUGGCCCAGAGUGGAAAGUUUAACUCUCAGAUCCAUGUGGAUUUCAUGUGGGAGACACAGUCUCAGGAGUUUUAUGAUAGCGAGGAUGACCUGGAUGAGAGGGUGAGUCCAUUACCCAAAAAUCGCUCUCCUCUAGCCUCAAAUGGAGGUGGUGGAAAUUCCUUUGCCCGCUGGAGCAUGGGUAAUGGUGCCAGCAGUCAGGCUGGAAGCCGGCCAUGUCAGACAUAUGAGAAUCUAGACUUUCUAUACAAAAAUCCUCCAGCCAACAGCGCCCCCUCUGGAACAUCGAUGCCUCCACCACUGCCAGCUAAAUCCAUCCUGAGAGGUCGCUCAGACCCCCAGAUUUCCAUUACAACAAAGGAUGGCAACCCGCUACUACGACGACGCUCUAACCCUGCCUCCAACUCCUCCAGUCCCCAGACACAGGCGAGGCAUGGGCCCCCUUCACCCAACACAGAACACCAAGGCCAAGGGGCGAGACCACCAAGGUCUCCCCAAGGACAGGGAGCUCAAAGCAGUGUCACGCCAACAUCCUCUCCGAGUUACAUUGGGCCUGUCAGUUCAGAGAAGACCACAUCAUAUCGUCGGACCAGCGGUGCAGGAGGCAACCAAGGGAAAUGUGGUCUGUUGUCUCCAAGUUGUGUGGGCAGCCAGGAGGAGCUUUACUGCAGCUUAGCGGGUAACAGUCCAGGCUUCAGCCCAGCUCCUGCUCCAGCACCACCACCCUCACCUACAGUGACUUGUGUCCCACGGCCCCGCAAGAAUGCGAUGGUUUCUGGCAGCAGGCCACAUCAGAAGCGUGUCAAGGCUUUAGUGGACUGCAGAGCAGUCAGUGCUGAGCAGCUUGCCUUUUUCAAAGAUGAGAUCAUUGUGGUCACCGCCACUAAUGACCCCCACUGGUGGGUUGGUAACAUAGAGGGGGACCCAUCCAGGAUUGGGACCUUUCCUGUCAACUAUGUACACAAAUUAACAGACUGAAGGGACAGGGACAUAUGAAACUACUGUGUGGCAACAUAACAGAAACUGAACCAGCAUGGGAUGCUUACUGGAAACCUAUUUUCAUCACACAGCGGAUUUUAUCUACAGAGUGGAUCUCUACCUGAGAAUAUUUCCACAUGAGGAUAUACAAGAUACCUCUGGAUAAAUGGCACUGUUUUAGGAAUUUAUAACUUUUUAAACAUAUACUCAUUCUGGAAACCAACAAGGGAAGGGUUGGCCUCUUCUUAUUUUUUAAUUACAGAUAUCUAAAACCAUGAAUCACUAUUAAGAGGUACGAUGGCAUUUGUGGUUGGUGUAGAAACUGCUCUAUUACUUCCAUUUAACUAGUAAUUAUACAUCAUGUUGCAGAUGUUUAAGUUGUCUAUACUGAUCUAGGAUUUGUAACUUGAGGCCAAACUUACCUGCCGGGCAACACCCUUUAAGGCACUUUAAACUCAUUGAGAAAAAAUUCUUCUGAAGAGUUGUCAGCAUUUUUAAUGUAAAUAGUUAGAAAGCCCUCUCUUAAAUAAUAGUAUACCAAGACUUGGAUUUGAGGUUUGAACCUGCCCAGUGUGUGUUGCAGCCUGCCCUGGGACUCUAAAAGUGGCCUUGUGCCUGCCAGUCUGUCUCCAACAAAACGGCAGGCGCCUGGGCAGAGAUCUGAAACUCUAGCUCAGCCAUCUCGACUCUGGGCACAGCUCCCUGCCUGCAAGGAGAGUGGAGGAUCCAGUUUCUUCUGGCUCCCGGCAUCUGUCUCCAGAGAACCUGAAAUAACAACAGCGUGUUUCAGAAAAUCAAAAGACUCUCUGCAGAAAUGGCACUCAAAGAGAGCUUGUUAGCAGCUGCACCCCACUGCAGUCAUUUGUUCUCACACACUCACACUCACACACACACACACACACACACACACACACACACACACACACACACACACACACACACACACACACACACACACACACACACACACACACACACACACACACACACACACACACACACACACACACACACACACACACAGACUGUGGACACAUGUGCAUCACAUACAGUAUACAGGACACAAGCACACUUGCACUUCCAUUACACACAGUGUAGAUUUAGGAACCUUUAAGGAAGAAUGGAGAGCUGGGGGAGAGAUGAAACUGCUCCACUUUUUAUAUUAGUGACACAUGUAACACAUUUCAGUUAUUACACAUAAUUUGUUGUACAAACUUGUAUAUAAAUGUCCAUUGAUGUACAGUAUAUAUCACCUGUUUUCUCAGCUGUUAUGCAUUAUAAAGGAUUAUAUUAUUAGUGUUACUCCAUGUUAAUGGUAAUUUGAUGUCCUCUAAAUCUAGUGUCAUGUGUUCUGUUUCAUUAGUUGUCUAAAUGGCUGUCGGAGAGAAACAAGCAGGGAAUAGACACAGUUGCAUCCUCAGUGUUCAGAGAGGAUCCGGCUGCAGGUACAGUGUGUAGCAUUUAAGGCGAUCUAGUGGCAGAAAUGGAAUAUACUAUUAAGUAUGUUUUCUUUACUUUAUCACCUGAACAUUCUAAUCCUAUUUUUGUCAGUCGUUAAUCUACAUUCGGGGUCCUCUACACAGGCCCAGCUGCCAUGUUUCUACGGUAGCCCAGACUGGACAAACACUGGCUCUAGAAAGGGCCAUUAGUGUUUUUGUGUUGGCCAGCUACACGGUUGGCACACUGGAGACAUUACAGUUGGUUGUAAUCUCCAACCUCAGCGCUAGAUGCCACCAAAUGCUACAAACAAGUCUGUUUCCUUGUCUCUCUUUCUGCCUCUGUUGCCUUGCUAUAGUGUAACGUAUUAAGCAAACAGGAGACCGGCAUAUUAUCAGAUAAAUGCAAAGCAGGACUUGACUGCAUUAAAGUACAACUGUGGGAACUCUUGUCAAUUGUAAACAAUACUACAGUCUAUUUGUAAAUACACAUAAAACAUGUUUUAAUAAAGUGCCAUACAGUCUUAUAGUGU
Cyclopterus lumpus (lumpfish) is the source of this 5171-nucleotide messenger RNA. RefSeq names its product ArfGAP with SH3 domain, ankyrin repeat and PH domain 3 (gene asap3). The transcript is spliced from 26 exons. Gene Ontology annotation, biological process: positive regulation of GTPase activity. The record is from RefSeq and is a predicted model, not a curated record. The coding region runs from base 215 to 3202 and encodes 995 amino acids. Lineage: Eukaryota; Metazoa; Chordata; Actinopteri; Perciformes; Cyclopteridae. Gene Ontology annotation, molecular function: GTPase activator activity; protein binding. Gene Ontology annotation, cellular component: cytoplasm.